Molecule: messenger RNA, 2487 nt
Organism: Exophiala mesophila
Lineage: Eukaryota; Fungi; Ascomycota; Eurotiomycetes; Chaetothyriales; Herpotrichiellaceae
Exons: 6
Coding region: 1-2487 (828 amino acids)
Biological process (GO): protein phosphorylation; intracellular signal transduction
Cellular component (GO): cytoplasm
Molecular function (GO): ATP binding; protein serine/threonine kinase activity
Source: RefSeq, a predicted model, not a curated record
AUGGAUUUCGUUGCGUCCCCUACAUCAACAUUGGCGGAGGACGCCGCACCCGCUCGCAGUCUACCUGUGAUUCCUCGAAAGCCCGUGCCUCCUCCGCAAACACAGGUCGAUGACCGACCACCGAAUGAACCUGCUCAAGCGCCUAAGCCUCCAGUGGUCAAGCACCUAUCAAGUCCCGAGUAUUCCAGUCCUCUUCGUCACCACCGCCGCACCCCCUCUGCUCCACGACAGAUCAAGGAGUCUCUCAAUGCCCGAUCGGAAUACGUUACCAGCCAAGAUGACGGUGUGGCAGAGCAUCGCAUCAAUCAAUAUAUAAUCAAGCAAGAAAUUGGAAGAGGAUCGUUUGGCGCCGUUCACCUGGCGGUCGACCAGUAUGGCACCGAAUAUGCUGUCAAAGAGUUCUCUAAAGCUCGCCUACGAAAACGCGCACAAUCUCACAUACUCCGCAAACCUUUCACUCAACGCAAGCAGGGGGCGCUCCAGGGCUUUAACUCGCCUCUGCAUAGAAAUCCUCGCGAAGACGUCCAUCAGAUGAAUGCAAUCGAUCUCAUUAAGGAAGAAAUUGCCAUCAUGAAGAAGCUCAACCACCCGAAUUUGGUAUCCCUCAUCGAGGUGCUUGACGAUCCCACCGAAGACUCGAUGUAUAUGGUAAUGGAAAUGUGCAAAAAGGGCGUCGUCAUGAGGGUUGGCUUGGAAGAGAGGGCAGACCCUUACCCUGACCAUGUUUGUCGAUAUUGGUUCAGAGAUUUGAUCUUGGGCAUUGAAUAUCUGCACGCUCAGGGAGUCGUGCACCGAGAUAUCAAACCCGACAAUUGUUUGGUCACCGACGACAACGUACUAAAGGUAGUCGAUUUUGGGGUUUCGGAAAUGUUUUCUAAGGAUUCUGAGAUGUUGACCGCCAAAUCCGCUGGAAGUCCUGCCUUUUUGCCACCUGAACUGUGCAUUGCUCGUCACGGAGACGUCUCUGGCAGGGCAGCAGACAUAUGGGCCAUGGGUGUCACCUUGUACUGUCUGAAAUACGGGAGAAUUCCAUUUGAGAAGGCCGGCAUAUUCGAGCUUUAUGAUGCUAUCAAAACGGAGACACCCAAUUUGGAUGACGAAAAGGACGAUGAUUUCCGAGAUCUGAUGACUAGACUGCUUGAGAAAGAUCCGGCAAAGAGAAUCAAAAUGCCGGAGUUACGGGAACACCCGUGGGUGACCCAGAGAGGAAACGACAAGUUGUUGCCAGAGGCAGAGAACACCUCUGAUCUCUUGGAACCACCAACUGAGGCUGAAAUGAAUGCAGCAAUCACUAAUAACAUGAGAAAUUUGCUGACAGUCGUGAAAGCGGUAAACAAGUUUAAGGGUUUACUGGAAAAAAGCAAACCUGCCCCUCUAAUGUCUAUUCUUGGGGAUAGUGCGGACGCGCACUUUUCUUACCCGCCGACGGCCAUGUCAGGGGGAAACGUCGCUCUGCCAGCCAAAUCUCACAGCUUCGCCAGCUUUGGUAAGGAGGACGAGGCACGAAAAGAACAGAUGGAGAGCUUGGAUGAAGAAUUGAACGACUUGAGAUCGAGGCCAAUUCCUACCCUCAGCGUUGAUGACAUGAGCACGGCCACUGAGACAGCUGGGACUUCGCACGCGCCUAGCCCUCCGCCGGCAUUGCUCAGCGACACCAGUACUGACUCCGAUGACGCGAUGACCCGGAUGGAUGCGGCCGAAGGCACGGAUUUGCUCGGGCCCAACAGCCUGCCACCGUUCCGCUCGAUAAGACCUCCGCACGCCUUCACCACGGACGAAAUUGGGACUCGCGGACAUGCCAGGGACCCUUUGCAAGAGCAGCUAUUUCUCUACAUUGGGCCGUCCACCUUUGCAGGAACCAGUGCGUAUAAUGACGAGGCGGGCUCUUUCGUGCCAGAUGGAGAUACGGUGCCAGUGGUGAGUGAAAGCCCAGGUGCGGCAGACGUGGACAUUUAUGAAACGGCGUAUCGCGAUGAGAUUGAAAGAAUCAUGGCACGAGCAAAGGAGCAAAACAAGGAACCCAACGUCUACCUAACGCGUCGGGUUGACGCGCGGUUGAUGGCGAUCAGCGGCUUUGCCGGGAAAUGGGCAGCAAGGAGCGAAGAAGCCAAGAAUCAAUUCAAGGACUACACGCAAUUUUCGGCACGGAAGGCGCGAGUGACCGAGGUCAGUCGCGCCUUACGACAAGCUGCACGGGAAGAAUAUGAGAAACGCAAGCAAGAACGUCGCGAACUGAUCGCAUCGGAGAAGUUACGACGGGCAGAGCACAAGAGCGGCAGUCGUGAGACGCAGCGAGUGGCAUUGUCGUCUCAAUCGACAUUAUCAGAUGUAGAUUCGGGGGCUGGCCUGCCGCCAUCGCCUGGAGGACGGUCUGCAGCGUGGAAAGGUAAGGCGGUAGAUAAAGGUCGGCAAGCCAAGACGUCAUUCAGAGGACUUGUGGACAAUUUCACCAGAAAUCGAAGCAGAUCAGGGGAUGACGAAACCUGA